Molecule: messenger RNA, 906 nt
Organism: Herpailurus yagouaroundi (jaguarundi)
Lineage: Eukaryota; Metazoa; Chordata; Mammalia; Carnivora; Felidae
Product: dachshund homolog 2-like
Exons: 3
Coding region: 178-906 (242 amino acids)
Biological process (GO): regulation of transcription by RNA polymerase II
Cellular component (GO): transcription regulator complex; nucleus
Molecular function (GO): DNA-binding transcription factor activity, RNA polymerase II-specific; RNA polymerase II cis-regulatory region sequence-specific DNA binding
Source: RefSeq, a predicted model, not a curated record
CUACUAGCCAUUUGCUGCGUAGUGGGUGAGCGUGAACGUGAGUGUGAGCCGGGCUACCAUAGACUUGAAAACAGUUUGGAGAGAGCAAAGCGCGCCAGAGUGUGGGAGCGAGUGCGAGGAGACCUAGAGGAGACAGGGCGAGAAAACAGGGCCCAAAAACCUACGAUUUGAGACUGAAUGACCAUGGCUGUCUCCGUACCUCCGGUGAUCUCUGCAACUUCCAGCGGUGCCGGCGUCCCGGGGGGCUUAUUUCGGGCAGAAACCUUGUACUCGACUCCUGGGGAGCCUCCUCGUCUCACCCCUAAUAUGAUCAACAGUUUCAUGGCUAAUAACCACAGCAGCAGCGCCAGGGGUGGCGGAGUUGGUGGAGCCACCGGAGGCAGUGGCAACACCAACACCGAGUGCAGGAUGGUGGACAUGCAUGGGGUGAAGGUGGCCUCGUUCCUGAUGGAUGGUCAGGAACUGAUUUGCCUGCCGCAAGUCUUUGAUCUCUUCCUUAAGCACCUGGUGGGAGGGUUGCACACGGUGUACACCAAGCUGAAGAGACUGGACAUAUCCCCCGUGGUAUGUACUGUGGAGCAGGUCCGGAUACUCCGCGGUCUGGGGGCCAUCCAGCCGGGGGUGAACCGCUGCAAACUCAUCACCAGAAAAGACUUCGAAACUUUGUUCACCGAUUGCACCAAUGCCAGAAGGAAGAGGCAAAUGACAAGAAAACAAGCUGUUAACAGUUCCAGGCCCGGCAGGCCUCCUAAGCGUUCUUUGGGAGUGUUUCAGGACAAUGCUCGCCUUCUGCCCCAUUCAGUCCCAGGCCUUUUAUCACCAGGACUUAUCACUCCGACAGGUAAUAAAACCCAUCUGAUGAUCAGCCUUGUCUGUUCAUGCUGCCCAGAAUUAGAAAUAAACUAA